GCUUCAUUUUAUCUAUUUUUUCCUUAAUACUCGUCACUUACCUUUUCAAGAACAAAAAGAACACACAUAGCAAAUGCUAUUCUGAAGCCACAUAUUUACCUGUAUGCAUGUACGCUUACGCAAUUUUUACAGUUUCAUAUAACCCUCCUCGACGAAUUCCCACUUUGUAAAAAAAAUUAAAAAUGGCAAAAAUUACAAAAAGUUUUGUGUUGUUACUUAUUUUAACAAUUUUGAAAAUAUGCUACUGUCAAGAUGUAAUCGAAUUGAAUGACUCGAACUUUGAGAACUUAACGCAGAUAUCAACGGGGAGCACCACAGGCUCAUGGUUCAUUAAGUUUUACGCCCCCUGGUGCUCGCACUGCAAAGCCAUGACGAAGACCUGGACGCAGCUAGCCGCAGACUUGAAGGGAACUGUGAACGUUGCUAAAAUCGACGUCACCACAAAUUCAAAGACAAGAAAAAGAUUUAAAAUUGAAGGGUUCCCAACAAUCAUAUAUUUUAAAAAUGGCAAGAUGUACGAUUAUAAAAAUCAUGACAGAUCAUUAGAAGCCUUUAAAAUGUUCGUGCAAGAAACGUAUAAAACUGUCAAGUCGUCGGACCCACCUAAGCCUCUCAGCUACAUGGAUGUCCUCAAAGACAUGGCAAAUGAAACUUUUUCAAAUAUCGAUCGAAUCUACAAGUACGCCUUCCCCUCUCUCAUGGCCAUUAUCGUUGUGUCAUUCUUAAUGGGAUUCAUUGUAGCUUUUGUUUCUAUUAAAUUUUGUUCCAUCUUCAGAGGCACACCAUAUAACUACGCCAAAAAGAAGGAUUAAGUCGGGGAACCGCAUCGACCUGCUCAUCCAGGUCAGCCUGAUCUACCCCAUCUGCAUAACCAUAUAGCCUAUCAU
Plasmodium vivax (malaria parasite P. vivax) is the source of this 887-nucleotide messenger RNA. RefSeq names its product protein disulfide-isomerase, putative. The record is from RefSeq and is a predicted model, not a curated record. The transcript is spliced from 2 exons. Lineage: Eukaryota; Apicomplexa; Aconoidasida; Haemosporida; Plasmodiidae. Bases 183 to 812 code for a protein of 209 amino acids.